Messenger RNA from Zingiber officinale, 1497 nucleotides. RefSeq names its product alcohol dehydrogenase-like. Lineage: Eukaryota; Viridiplantae; Streptophyta; Magnoliopsida; Zingiberales; Zingiberaceae. The transcript is spliced from 8 exons. The record is from RefSeq and is a predicted model, not a curated record. Gene Ontology annotation, molecular function: oxidoreductase activity. The coding region runs from base 101 to 1369 and encodes 422 amino acids.
AGCCAACGAGCCGAGUCACCACCCUGAAUUGACCUACAACAUUGCUGAUAUUCAUAACGAAGGCUUGUCUUUUUCUCUGUCUGCUUGCUUUCUUAAUACGAUGGGCUUCUUCUCCGCAUCGCGAUCUCUUCUCCGGCGAUCCACCACUGCCAACCUUUCCUCCCGGCGAUGGUACUCGGGAAGUGGAUCUAUCUCCGGCAUCGACGGCGUCACGGCCGCCGGGUACCACGUCUCGGGAGGGCCGUCCUUCAUGCGCGGGACCGUCUUUUGGGAACCCAAUCGGCCCCUCACCAUAGAAGAGUUCCAGAUGCCCCGACCCAAGUCCGGAGAGCUCCUCAUCAAGACGAAAGCCUGUGGAGUCUGUCAUUCUGAUCUUCACGUCAUGAAAGGCGAACUUCCUUUCUCAAGUCCUUGUGUUGUUGGCCAUGAAAUAACUGGAGAAGUAGUCGAUCAUGGUGCACAUACUGACAUUGGGGUGAUAAAGAGGUUUCCGAUCGGAAGCCAUGUUGUUGGUGCUUUUAUAAUGCCCUGUGGAAAUUGCUUCUUCUGUGUAAAGGGUCAGGAGGACCUCUGUGAGGCUUUCUUUGCUUAUAACCGUGCAAAGGGGACAUUGUAUGAUGGUGAAACACGUCUAUUUCUUCGCAGCAAUGGUAAACCUGUGUACAUGUACAGUAUGGGUGGGUUAGCUGAAUACUGUGUUGUUCCUGCCAAUGGGUUAGCUCCUCUUCCAAGCUCACUUCCAUACUCAGAAUCAGCAAUUUUGGGGUGUGCUGUGUUUACUGCCUAUGGUGCCAUGAGACAUGCAGCUGAAAUGAGAGCAGGCGAUUCUGUUGCAGUUAUUGGAGUUGGUGGUGUUGGAUCCAGUUGUUUGCAGAUAGCAAAAGCAUUUGGUGCUUCUGAAAUUAUAGCAGUAGAUGUUCUAGAUGAGAAACUUCAUAAUGCUAAAACGCUUGGUGCAACUCACACCAUAAAUGGAUUGAAAGAAGAUGUUGUUGAUAAGAUCAAGGAAAUAACUGGAGGAAGAGGAGUUGAUGUGGCAGUAGAGGCACUAGGAAAACCACUGACAUUCAUGCAAUGCACUAAAAGUGUGAGAGAUGGAGGGAAAGCUGUUAUGAUAGGUCUUGCGGCCACCAAUGCUAUAGGAGAGGUAGACAUAACUCGUCUUGUCCGGAGACAGGUAAAAAUAAUUGGCUCAUAUGGUGCGAGAGCAAGACAAGAUCUUCCCCAGGUAGUGAAGCUUGCAGAAACUGGAAUCUUCAAUCUUCGUAACACAGUCACACGGAAAUGCAAGUUUGAAGAAGCCAACGAUGCAUUUGACGAUCUGAACCAUGGUAAGAUUGUUGGCCGUGCCGUCGUAGAGAUUAUGUAGUUCAAUGAACCACUUUAACUGGACGCUUUGUUAUUAAAAAAUAAUCCAUUGUUUGCUCGCUGUAAACAAUGGAUGGAUGGUUUUCAAGAUUCUCUUCCAUCACAAAAUAUUUAGUUGUUUAUGCCCUA